AUGUAUCCAGAGCGCCGCCCGUAUGCCUCGGCGGUGACCCAUAGUGGUUACUUAUCAAGGCCAGUACUUCCACCAGUGGAUGCCCUGCGCAUUCUAAACAGCACAGUUGGAAUGGAUGUCCCCCGUUCACUGCGGCAAGAAGCCGCUCUCUCCGCACCACGACCCUUCAGCGCCAGUAAAGCUCUUCCAACACGUGCUAUUCAGCUGUGGAAACCACCCACACUGGAGUCUGCCACGCCAUUUACUUUUAAAGAGAAGGAAUAUCAUAACUCUCAGCAGAUUGCUCUAAAUGCACAACUCAAUAAUGCUAUAGAGGAACUCUUUAAGACAUGGCAUCGCAAGGUUCGUGAUUUGCUACUUUACCUUAACGCCUAUCCAGCACAAUGCGCCACAUCCAAUACGUUAACCACUGAUGCGUUGGAGAAUUACUUUCAAGGGUAUCGUAGCACCGAUGUGCCUCCCAUGUCGGAGGAACGAUUGGUGCAGGACUUUCAUCUCGCCACCACACCCGAUUUGCUGCACGCCAUUCAGUCAGCCCCAACAUUGCAGCGAGAUCGUAUUCGCCGUACAUUGGAUACACUUCUGAACGCCCAUCACUUCUUGGCUCCACUGGAACACUACGUGGAGGAAUUGGAACCACUUGCGGGAUUGGCAUUACCAGAUGAACCUCAUGAGGGGAAUGACGGUGUGGCUCAAGGCCCUGUGUGGCUGAGCAAAGCAGCCGUUUCUCUACAUGAGAAGUUUCACUAUGAUCCAUCAGAGUAUACAAUGAAGGAGUUGCGAAAGACAGAUGCACCUAUUGAGAGAUUGGAACGACGAGUCUUGGAAACAAAGGAACAAAAAGAACGUGCCAUUGAUAAUGAACUUCCAGGAGAUGCGCUACACCAUUUGACGACACAAGUGGACCUCAGUAAUGAUCUUUUGCUUAUGAAUAAGGCUCGAUUAGAGCUUGUACAACUAUACUCCAAUGAUGUAAAUGAGCUUAGGUCGCUUGUGGAUACUAUCAUUGAUGAUGCACGUCGAACUGUUGAAUUGCUAAAGGGACGUAUUGAUCGUGAUCUUCCUUUGGUGAAGAAAGAUUUGGAAACUCUUCAUCAAGACAUACAAAAUACAGGAGAACACAUUAAUUACCUGGAGAAGGAUGAUCAUGAUGCUAAGAUAACUGCCCGUAAGGAUUUCCGUAAGAUUGAAGAUGAAGAAAAAGAUCUUUGGGCUUUACUCCUUCAGACGAUGCAGAAACUUGUAAACAUUUCUAAUGAAAAGGAUGAAUUUGUAAAGAAGCAGAUGCGACUCCGUGAACAAAGGGCACGGGAUAUGGCCUUGGCAAAUGAACUCUUAAAGGCACAACAGAUGUAUUAUGAUCGCUUACGCAGUUGUGAAGAAAGCCUUUGGCGUUGGUCCGAUACAGCUGAAGUAUAUGAUAAGUAUGUGGAGGCCUAUGUACCAAAACUACUUAAGAAAGUACAUGAUGUGGAGGAGGCAAGCCAAACACUAUACAACCGUGAAGCACAAGAUUACGUGCGUCGUUAUGAAAUGUUUGAAUACGCCGUGGAAGAAGGCCGAGCCACACGUCAAGUGCAUGUGGAUCGAUUAAAGACUCAUCAACGUUCACUCUUGUUGGAUGUGGAGCGGGCUGCGUCUACUCUGGAUCCACAUCUUGACAAGUACCAGAAGGAAAUGAAUGAACGACAGGAAGAAUUGGAUGAGGCCCAGGCGUACAUUGGUCUUGUGGAGAGUCUCGAACAAGAACGACGUGGAGAAGUGGAGCCCAUCCUCCAACACGUCAUUUCAUACAAUCGCACCAUUCAAUCCCAACACGCGGAGUUGGAGGGCACGCCAGAGCGACUGCAGUUGCGUGAUAAACCCGCCAGCAGCACCAGCACCACUCAAACCGCGGCGGACGUGGAGGCACAUGCCUCCGCCUCCGCCACCACCACCGCAGCGAUCGCCUCGCCUCUCGUGACGACUGGAGCCCCUAGCUUGGGUGUGGAAGCCACUACUACUACUACUUCCUCAAUGAUCCCACGCAAACCAGAAGAGGAAAGAACAACACCAACACCAACAACAACAAGACAAUUGGCUCGGGGGGCCGAUGGAGAGCCGAUUGUGGCAAUGACGGAUGUGCAGGACUCCGUGAGUUUCGCCUCCGCCCCACCGCAAACAGGCGCCCUGCGAUUGCGGCAGACGGGAACAACAAUGCUGUCGGAUAAUGUCAUGAUGGCCACCGUCGCCCACCCACACGUCCAGGCACGCACUGUUGGUAUUAAUCACGAAGAGGCCUUUGUGGAGAAGUUCAGACGCUUUGCCGAGAAUGAACAAAACGCAGUGGAAGGAGCAGCAGCAAAGAUACGACAGGAGCGGCAAAUGGUGGAUAAACUCAGUCUAAAGUAUGAUAAUGCGGAUUAUCUGAAAAUGCUUUUUACCUCUUCAGAAAGGGGCGGCAGGCCACACACAGCGGGACGAUAA
Trypanosoma theileri is the source of this 2466-nucleotide messenger RNA. RefSeq lists its product as uncharacterized. Gene Ontology annotation, molecular function: calmodulin binding. The record is from RefSeq and is a predicted model, not a curated record. NCBI's taxonomy places the organism in Eukaryota, Euglenozoa, Kinetoplastea, Trypanosomatida, Trypanosomatidae. The transcript has a single exon. Bases 1 to 2466 code for a protein of 821 amino acids. Gene Ontology annotation, cellular component: motile cilium.